AUGGGAGGUUUGUUCGUAUACACUCUCUACGCUGGUUACUUAGGUUGGCAAUGGAGACGUGUACGCACCAUUCAAGCCGAGAUCAACGAGCUCAAGAAACAGGUUAAACCAACUCCUGUUUCUCCCGAUGGUUCCACGGUUGUUGACUCUUCGUCUCUUCCUUCUGCGACGGAGCUUGACAUCAAAAGGUUGACGGAAGAGAGGAAAGAGUUGGUUAAAGGGUCUUAUAGAGACAAACACUUUGAUGCAGGCUCUGUUUUGUUAGGGUUUGGUGUUUUGGAGUCUGUGUUUGGUGGGCUUAAUACUUAUCUUCGUACCGGUAAACUCUUCCCCGGUCCUCAUCUUUACGCUGGUGCAGGAAUAACGGUGCUAUGGGCGGCAGCAGCUGCUUUGGUGCCAGCGAUGCAGAAAGGGAAUGAGACGGCGAGGAAUCUACACAUUGCGUUAAACGCUCUCAAUGUUGUGCUUUUCAUUUGGCAAAUCCCAACAGGUUUUGAUAUCGUCCUUAAGCUAAAUAUCAUAAUAUGUCGAAUCAAUCGGGUCGUUCGUGCAUGGUACCGUUUCUCUAGCGUCGUCCGGCAAACACAACACUCUUCACGCGAUCCAUCUCCUCCCCGACACGUCAUCAAACCACCACCAUCUCCGCCUUCACCUCCUCCGCCGCCUCAACCUUUGUCCGCACCAUUACGUCCACCACCGAAACAAGUCCAAGAGGCUAAACCUAGUCCGGUUACAUCUUCACGGUCUAUGAAACAUGAACCCACUAAGCCUAGGCACGAGGAAGAGGUCACUCAUCAGAAAAGCAUACUUUCGGACAAAACAAACCUCGUACACAGUCCAAACAAGGAGCAGCAACACGAGUCUGAUGACAUCAUCAUGGCCACACAAGGCCUCAUAACCAUCUCAGGUGAAAACAAAGGAGCUGUGAUGGAGAUACAACGGUCACCGAGAAAGACACAUGGCAAUGGAAAUAGGUCAAACAAUUCUAAGAAGCAUAACGAUAAUAUUGGUGGAUAUCGACCGAUGGAUGGUUUUGUGAACAGUAACGUUCAGAUAGUAAAUGGCUCUGUCGUCUACAACUCGUCGGAGAUUCAUCAUGAUCCUGGCGUUCAUCUUAGCCUCUAUUGGAAACCUAGCUCUGGUAAUGGUUUUAUCGUCAAAGACCAUGGCAACGGCUACAACAGCUCAAUCAACUAA
Eruca vesicaria subsp. sativa (arugula) is the source of this 1197-nucleotide messenger RNA. NCBI's taxonomy places the organism in Eukaryota, Viridiplantae, Streptophyta, Magnoliopsida, Brassicales, Brassicaceae. The record is from the annotation of a GenBank genome assembly.